This is a messenger RNA of Dromiciops gliroides (monito del monte), 1681 nucleotides long. It is a transcript of the gene FKBP4, whose product is annotated as FKBP prolyl isomerase 4. Gene Ontology annotation, molecular function: protein binding; peptidyl-prolyl cis-trans isomerase activity. Lineage: Eukaryota; Metazoa; Chordata; Mammalia; Microbiotheria; Microbiotheriidae. The coding region runs from base 191 to 1579 and encodes 462 amino acids. The record is from RefSeq and is a predicted model, not a curated record. The transcript has 10 exons.
AAGAGUUUCCCGAAGGAGCGAGGGAGCCGCGCGCUGCCCCGGCCCCGGCCCCGGCCUCGGCGGCGGCUGCAGCCCCGCUCCCAGCGCCCUAACCCGUGCUUGCAGCCACCCGGCCCAAGCAGACGGGGAGCGGCUUGGCUCGGCUCCCGGGCCCCAGCUUCACGAGUAAGAAAAGGCUGUGUGGACGGCGAUGACCGCGGAGGAGAUGAAGACGGCGGCGGAGAGCAGCGCGCAGUCGGCCCCCUUGCCCUUGGAGGGGGUGGACAUUAGCCCCAAGCAAGAUGAAGGCGUGCUCAAGGUGAUCAAGCGAGAGGGGACGGGCACAGAGACUCCCAUGAUCGGUGACAAGGUCACUGUACACUACACCGGCUGGCUGGUGGAUGGUACCAAAUUUGACUCCAGCUUGGAUCGCAAGGACAAGUUCUCCUUCGACUUGGGCAAAGGGGAAGUAAUCAAAGCCUGGGAUAUCGCUGUGGCCACCAUGAAAAUAGGAGAAGUCUGCCACAUCACCUGCAAACCAGAAUAUGCCUAUGGUUCAUCUGGGAGCCCUCCCAUGAUCCCCCCCAAUGCUACCCUGGUGUUUGAGGUGGAACUGUUUGAUUUUAAGGGAGAGGAUCUUACUGAGGAUGAGGAUGGUGGAAUCAUCCGCAGGAUACGCAGUCGAGGCGAGGGCUACUCCAAGCCCAAUGAGGGAGCUAUAGUGGAAGUUGUGCUAGAGGGUCGCCAUAAAGGCCGGGUCUUUGACCAGCGAGAGUUAAGCUUUGAGAUUGGAGAGGGUGAGAACUAUGACCUUCCCCCUGGACUAGAAAAGGCGAUUCAGCGCAUGGAGAAGGGAGAAAACUCUGUUGUCUACCUUAAGCCCAGCUAUGGUUUUGGUACUGUUGGGAAGGAGAAAUUCCAGAUUCCACGGGAUGCUGAGCUACAGUAUGAAGUGACCCUCAAGAGCUUUGAAAAGGCCAAGGAGUCUUGGGAGAUGAGUGCUGAGGAGAAGCUGGAGCAAAGCACCAUAGUGAAGGAACGGGGUACAAUGUACUUCAAGGAAGGCAAGUAUAAGCAAGCCAUGCUUCAGUACAAGAAGAUUGUGUCCUGGCUAGAAUAUGAGGUGGGCUUCUCGGAAGAGGAAGGACAUCGAACCCAGGCCCAGGCGCUGAGACUGGCCUCACACCUUAACCUGGCCAUGUGUCAGCUCAAACUGCAGGCAUUCUCGGCUGCUGUGGAGAGCUGCAAUAAGGCCCUAGAGCUGGACAACAACAAUGAGAAAGGCCUUUUUCGUCGGGGUGAGGCCUAUCUGGCUGUGAAUGACUUUGAGCUGGCCCGGGAUGACUUCCAGAAGGUCCUCAAGCUCUAUCCCAGCAACAAGGCUGCCAGGACCCAACUGAUGCUCUGCCAACAGCGGAUCCGUGAGCAGCAUGCCAGGGAGAAGAAGCUUUAUGCUAACAUGUUCCAGAGAUUGGCUGAGAAGGAGAACAAGCCUGAAGCAGAACCAGCUGGAGGAGACAAUCUACCAGAUGCAGAGAUGAAGGAUGACCAUCAGAACGGUGUGGAAGUGAACAAGUCUCAAGUGGAGGCAGAAGCAUAGCCAGCUCUCCAACCCACUCCCCCAGCUGCCUACCUCCCAUGCCCUAGCCUUCCCUACUCCACCCUGUUAGUUUUGUAAAAAACAAACAAACAAAAAACAAAA